Molecule: messenger RNA, 1093 nt
Organism: Peniophora sp. CBMAI 1063
Lineage: Eukaryota; Fungi; Basidiomycota; Agaricomycetes; Russulales; Peniophoraceae
Source: the annotation of a GenBank genome assembly
AUGGUUCACCAGGCAGGCCUUUUCGCCGCGACGGUUGCGGCGUUUUUGGUGGACAGCUACAAGUCCCUCUCAGUCGAUCCCCAAAUCCAGGCGUUCACGAUGGCGCUCAAUCAUACGAACGCGCUUUUGGGUCAGCUCGUACGAUCGUCGAACUUGGAGCCGUUGGUUGCGGUUGAUCCAAAACCCUUCCAUCCCCCAACGAUGAACGUCGUGUACAACGCGCUCUGGUUCUUCGCCCUACUGCUCUCCCUUCUCGCAGCACUACUGGCGACUCUGAUCCUGGACUGGAUGGCGGAGCCUAUCACGAUAAUUGAUCUGACCACGCCCGAGACCCUUGAGGGCUACGCACUCAAACGACUGGGCUCUUUCAUGGGCAUUCACCGUUACGGCUUGGAUCGUCUCUCGACGACGGUCGUCGGGUUGAUGCAUCUGGCCGUGAUAGCCUUCCUUCUCGGGCUAUCUUUCUUCCUUUUCACAUUCAACCAUAUCAUCGGUUAUAUCAUUGCCAUUUGCUCUGGCGUCGCCGCAUUUCUCUACCUCGUGGCAAGCUGCUUGCCCCUGUACGACCAGACUUGCCCUUAUCGCACACCCGUGACAUUCAUCCUACGACCGGUUGCGAGCGCCAUUGGCGCUGUGCUCCUCGCCAUCGCGCUCUACAUCAUCAUACUCGUAUCCUCGCUGGGUAGUUGGAUACGCGAGAAGGGCAUCACCCUCGGUGACAUAACGCCCCGCCAUCUACUGCAUGCCCUGAGACAUCCUACGCUAUAUGCCCCGAUCCUUAAAAAGCUACUCAAGGCUUGGUUCAAUGGCGAUCCGUUGGUUAAACGGCGCGCCAUCAUUCACCGCGCAUUCCAUCCCGACCACGGCCCGACGACUUUAUCAGUCGAGCAGUUGCUGUACGUGACGACGUACACGAAAUUGGACCUGCUGGAUAAUCCGCAAACCACGCGUUACAUGGCUCGGUGCCUCUUCGACAUGCAAACCCCGGGCAUUUCCACCUACGUUGCGCAACUUCGCGAACACCGUGCCAUGAUGUCCCGGCUUGCGGCAGUAUUCAAUCACAUCCAGUCCCCCCUCGAGUCUUGCUCUGACG